UCGAUUCGCGAACGAGUGCACUCCUUGCCAUCCUGCAAAAUUUGCGACGAAAAGAAAGUCAAUCCGGGUGAGACAAGUCAUUCCGUCUCGGAGAACUGCACAGUGUGGUUCAACUCCCAGGUUGAUUUUGCAACGAUUGUGAUAAAGCCAAAGUUUGCCAAUUUCCAAGUUGCCCCAGAGAUAUCUGGUUGCUUAUCUCGUUUAAUAACACACAAUAUACCCUGCAAGCUUACAACUCAACUGUUGUUCUUGUUGCAUAAUUUAAAUAUAUAGCUAAAAUCAGUACACAUUUAAUUAAAUAAAUAAAUACACACGAAAAUUAAAAUGGAACGAGAUUUAUAUCCUAGAAGUUCCGAAGCUUCGGAGCACACUAUGCUCCAAUUUCAUGGAAAAUCCCGACCGCAGAUCAUAGCAUCACUCGUUGCGACGUUUGGGACCUUCUGUUCAGGAACAGUAUUAGCGUGGACGUCUACUGUUAAUCCACAACUGAAAGAAACAAAAGACAUUGGCAACUUGACAGACUCAAAUCUCUCUUUAAUAGCGUCAAUAGCUGUGAUUGGGGCCUUAAUUUCUGGUGCUGCUGCUGGAUUCUCGAUCGACAAAAUCGGAAGACGACUCACCAUAAUCCUAUUAGUCAUACCAUUUAUUCUGGGAUGGGGCUUGGUUGCAUUUGCACAAGAUUAUGCAGUAAUGUUGGUCGGGCGUUUCAUUACCGGAUUUUGUGCUGGAGCAUACACGUUGGUUGUUCCAGUCUACAUUUCCGAAGUAACGCAGGACCGACUCCGUGGAGCUAUGAGUAAUUGCAUGGUGGUCACUCUUGUUUCCGGAAUUCUUUUCUCGUAUGUUCUAGGAGCUCUAGUCCCAUGGAAGUGGCUUUCCAUAAUUUCAGGGAUCUUGCCAAUCUUUUUGGCGAUUGCCAUGUUCUUUAUCCCAGACUCGCCGAGAUAUCAAGUUGUGAAGGGAAUGCAAACCAAGGCAGCUGAAAGUUUGAGAUGGCUUCGUGGAGUUGACGAUGUGCGAGACAUUGAUGAUGAGCUAAAAGAGCUUCAACAUAGUGUGCAGGUUAGCAAGGAGGCAUCUGGGGGAUCUUUGUGUGAUAUUUUGAAGGCCCGUAAUAUGAAACCUCUAGCCAUCUGUCUAGUCCUUAUGAUUUUCCAACAAUUUGGUGGUAUAAAUGCAGUCAUAUUCUUCACGGUCGACAUAUUCAAGGCGUCAGGAAGUGACAUCAACCCCAACGUGGCCUCCAUAAUUGUUGGAAGUGUCCAAGUUGUAUGUGUGAUUGUGUCCACGCUUUUGGUUGAUAGAAUGGGGCGAAAAGUCCUAAUGUUUAUUUCGGAAACGGGAAUGGCCGUCAGCCUGGCCGCUUUGGGCGUAUUUUUUUAUUUGAAACAUGAUAACCACGACCAAACACCAGAGAAUCUUGGUUGGCUCCCCUUGCUCAGCAUGAUACUCUACAUCAUCACUUAUAACCUGGGAUGUGCAUCACUUCCGUGGACUUUUAUGGCUGAACUUCUUCCAAGCAAUAUUAAAGGAUUGGGGUCAGCCCUGGUGACGAGUACCUGUUGGUUCCUUGCAUUCAUUGUGACAUAUACAUUCGCAGAUCUACGAAAUCUGAUUGGUGAUCAUUUCGUAUUCGGGAUAUUUGGGAUAUUUAGCGUGUGUGGAGCACUCUUCUCUGCUCUCAUACUUCCAGAAACAAAAGGACUAAGCCUUGAUGAGAUACAGCGAUUGUUCUAAAUCAUAACCAUUGAUAAACAUCAAUUUUACAUUUGAAGCAUGUAAAUGGUAUUUUUAAAUCGCGCUAUAUCUAGCUUUAUUAACAACCUAAAUUUUUGUUAUAAACAGAUUUUAUAUUUUAUGUACAUAUAUGUCCACCAGCCUAAUUAAGAAAUUUAAAAACAUAUCUACUACGAAACUACGAUACAUUCAUUUAUUUAUUGAUGCCAUAUUUAUUUAUUUACUUGUAACAGUAACUCAUCAUGAAAUACAUUCCAAUAAUAAAUACUUGAAAAAAUA
Molecule: messenger RNA, 2016 nt
Organism: Folsomia candida
Lineage: Eukaryota; Metazoa; Arthropoda; Collembola; Entomobryomorpha; Isotomidae
Product: facilitated trehalose transporter Tret1
Exons: 10
Coding region: 325-1737 (470 amino acids)
Biological process (GO): carbohydrate transport; transmembrane transport
Cellular component (GO): membrane
Molecular function (GO): sugar transmembrane transporter activity
Source: RefSeq, a predicted model, not a curated record